Odobenus rosmarus divergens (Pacific walrus) is the source of this 2213-nucleotide messenger RNA. RefSeq names its product amphiphysin (gene AMPH). Gene Ontology annotation, biological process: synaptic vesicle endocytosis. Gene Ontology annotation, molecular function: protein binding; phospholipid binding. Gene Ontology annotation, cellular component: cytoplasm; plasma membrane; synaptic vesicle. The transcript has 21 exons. The coding region runs from base 1 to 2061 and encodes 686 amino acids. Lineage: Eukaryota; Metazoa; Chordata; Mammalia; Carnivora; Odobenidae. The record is from RefSeq and is a predicted model, not a curated record.
AUGGCCGACAUCAAGACGGGCAUUUUCGCCAAGAACGUGCAGAAGCGACUCAACCGCGCGCAGGAAAAGGUCCUUCAGAAGCUUGGGAAAGCUGAUGAGACAAAAGAUGAACAGUUUGAAGAAUAUGUCCAGAACUUCAAAAGGCAAGAGGCGGAGGGUACCAGGCUUCAGCGAGAACUCCGGGGAUAUUUAGCAGCUAUCAAAGGCAUGCAAGAAGCCUCGAUGAAGCUCACCGAAUCGCUGCAUGAAGUCUACGAGCCUGACUGGUAUGGGCGGGAAGAUGUGAAGAUGGUUGGUGAGAAAUGUGAUGUCCUAUGGGAAGACUUUCAUCAAAAACUAGUGGAUGGGUCCUUGCUGACACUGGAUACCUAUCUGGGCCAAUUUCCUGACAUAAAGAAUCGCAUUGCAAAGCGCAGCAGGAAGCUGGUGGACUAUGACAGUGCUCGCCAUCAUCUGGAAGCUUUGCAGAGCUCCAAGAGGAAGGAUGAAAGUCGAAUCUCUAAGGCAGAAGAGGAAUUUCAGAAAGCACAAAAAGUGUUUGAAGAGUUUAACGUUGACUUACAAGAGGAGUUACCAUCGUUAUGGUCAAGACGAGUCGGGUUUUACGUCAACACUUUCAAAAACGUUUCCAGCCUCGAGGCCAAGUUUCAUAAGGAAAUUGCAGUGCUUUGCCACAAAUUGUAUGAAGUGAUGACGAAGCUGGGUGACCAGCACGCUGACAAGGCCUUCACCAUUCAAGGAGCUCCCAGCGAUUCUGGUCCUCUCCGCAUCGCAAAGACACCCUCACCACCUGAGGAGCCUUCACCCAUUCCGAGCCCGACAGCUAGUCCCAAUCACACGCUGACACCUGCAUCUCCUGCACCAGCAAGGCCUAGGUCGCCUUCACAGACAAGGAAGGGGCCUCCCGUCCCACCUCUGCCUAAAGUCACCCCAACAAAGGAACUCCAGCAGGAGAACAUCAUCAGUUUCUUCGAGGACAACUUUGUUCCAGAAAUCAGUGUGACGACACCUUCACAGAACGAAGCCCCUGAAGUGAAGAAAGAGGAGACAUUGUUGGAUCUGGACUUCGACCCUUUCAAGCCUGAGGUGGCACCUGCAGGUUCUGCCGGAGUGACCCACUCUCCCAUGUCACAGACAUUGCCCUGGGACCUAUGGACGACAAGCACUGAUUUGGUACAGCCGGCUUCUGGUGGUACAUUUAAUGGAUUCACCCAGCCCCAGGACACUUCAUUAUUCACAAUGCAGACAGACCAGAGCAUGAUCUGUAACUUGCCUGAGUCUGAACAGGCUCCACCCACAGAGCCGAAAGCAGAGGAGCCCCCUGUCGCUGCCGCACUUGCUGUUGGGCUGGACUCUGGACUGGACACCCAGGCUGAGGAGCCAGUGGAAGGGGCAGUGGUCAUGCCUGGAACAGACGCCGAUGUGGCUGUUGGAACCGUGGUGUCAGCCGCUGAGGAGGCCCCAGUGGAGGAAGCAGAGACGGAGAAGGCAGCUCUUCCUGCUGGGGAAGGAGCAGGUGUAGAGGAGGCCAGGACUGAUGCUGAUACCACACAGGCUGUAGAUAGUGACCGAUCUCAACCGGAAGAACCAGAAGCAGCAGCCCCUCAGGAGAAAGUGAUCCCUUCAGUCGUCAUAGAGCCCGCCUCCAACAAUGAAGGGGAGGGAGACCACGAAGCCCCGGCAGGUGCAGAGUCGGUGGAGACCCCCAAUGCCGCGGCUCUUCCGUGCCCCGCCGGUGAGCUGCCAGAGCUGGCCGCAGAGCCCGAGGCGGGCCAGGACUCCCAGCCACUGCCCUCCACUCCAUCUGCAAGCGAGGCGGCUCAGGAAGUGCCUCCCGGCUUCCUCUACAAGGUGGAAACACUGCAUGAUUUUGAAGCAGCAAAUUCUGAUGAACUUACCUUACAAAGGGGUGACGUGGUGUUGGUGGUCCCCUCAGAUUCAGAAGCUGACCAGGAUGCAGGUUGGCUGGUAGGAGUGAAGGAAUCAGACUGGCUUCAGUACAGAGACCUUGCCACCUACAAAGGCCUCUUUCCAGAGAACUUCACCCGGCGCCUGGAUUAGGGCCAAGAGUAUUGUAGAAAGAGCCUUGUUACUGGGUUUUUACACCUCCGUGAAAACCCGAAGAGUUCACUUUUGCUAUUACACUCUUAAUGAUUUACAGGCUGGUGCCAGAGAAAGCUUGGAAAGAUAUAUCAAUGGAGCAUGUGUGCAAA